GUCCACGACGAACUGGGUGCCGAUCUUCGUCAAAUCAAGUGUGAGUCUAGGCGCGCUUCCGGAAGCCCAAGGAGUAAGUCCAUCACUAUCGAGGGUAUCUAUCUAUGACAUGCGCGUUUCAGUUUUUGUCUUGGAUCCCUCCCCACGCGAUAUCAAAUGCUAUUCUUGAUGUAGCUUUUGCGGCAGAAGAACCUCCCAUCGUGGUGAAUCUGGUGCAUCCGAGACCGACCGCAUGGAAGACUUUGAUACAGCCCAUUGCGGAAGCCAUGGUCGAGCAUAAAAUCACAAGUUCCCCGCUACCUUUUGUGCCAUUCUCGGAGUGGCUCGAGAGGCUCGAGUCGAGUGCCAAGGACGUGAGCGAAGAGACCAUGAAGCGCAUCCCUGCUAUCAAGCUUCUUGACUUCAUGCGUUCCAUGGCUCAUUCAGACGUAGCGAUCAGGGCGUCUGGAGUGAUGGACACUGAAGCGGGUUGCAUGACUUUAUUUGCCACUGCUGUAGCCGAGCGUGUCAGUCCGACGAUGAAGGAGCUGAAGGAGCUGUCUUCGGGGACGCGGCACAGUGGGUAGAUUAUUGGGUGGAAAUGGGAAUGUUUCAAUGAAUAUAUGAAACUUGGGAGAUUGUACUUGUAGUUGGAGCUUUUAGAUUGUUUUUCAGGCAAUGCCAGAUGCAUUUGGGAUGCAACUUCGGAACUUUCCAGGUUUUGUCUGUUUGCUCGGCUAGCUGUUU
Molecule: messenger RNA, 726 nt
Organism: Suillus subaureus
Lineage: Eukaryota; Fungi; Basidiomycota; Agaricomycetes; Boletales; Suillaceae
Exons: 3
Coding region: 105-566 (153 amino acids)
Source: RefSeq, a predicted model, not a curated record